Messenger RNA from Mandrillus leucophaeus (drill), 3719 nucleotides. RefSeq names its product up-regulator of cell proliferation. NCBI's taxonomy places the organism in Eukaryota, Metazoa, Chordata, Mammalia, Primates, Cercopithecidae. The record is from RefSeq and is a predicted model, not a curated record. Bases 291 to 2957 code for a protein of 888 amino acids. Gene Ontology annotation, molecular function: GTP binding. The transcript has 6 exons.
UCGACCACUGGUCAGCAAGGCCCCGGAGAGGCCAGCGAAGAGGAGGGGCUCGUUGGCUUUACCGGACGCGCGGAGCACCCUCAAGGUGCCAAACGCUCGCUUGCUCCCUGUUCCUACAUCCUGGGCGUCUUCUCAGGCUGUCAUAUAACUCCUGAGAAUAGUGGUUCUUAACUCUGAUAGAAGUGGAAUUACUGGGCAAAGGGCAUUCAGAUUUGGGAGAAGUAGCCCCAGAAAUAAAAGCAUCAGAGAGACGAACAGCUGUGGCCAUUGCAGAUUUGGAAUGGAGAGAAAUGGAAGGAGAUGAUUGCGAGUUCCGUUAUGGAGAUGGUACAAAUGAGGCUCAGGACAAUGAUUUUCCAACAGUGGAGAGAAGCAGGCUUCAAGAAAUGCUGUCACUGUUGGGCCUAGAGAUGUACCAGGUCCAGAAACUCAGCCUUCAGGACUCUCUGCAGAUCAGUUUUGACAGUAUGAAGAACUGGGCCCCUCAGGUUCCCAAAGACUUGCCCUGGAAUUUCCUCAGGAAGCUGCAGGCCCUCAAUGCUGAUGCCAGGAAUACUACCAUGGUGCUGGACGUGCUCCCAGAUGCCAGGCCUGUGGAGAAGGAGAGCCAGAUGGAAGAGGAGAUCAUCUACUGGGACCCAGCUGACGACCUUGCUGCCGACAUUUAUUCCUUUUCUGAGCUGCCUACCCCUGAUACGCCAGUGAACCCCUUAGACCUUCUCUGUGCCCUGCUGAUCUCCUCAGACAGUUUCCUGCAACAAGAAAUAGUGUUGAAAAUGGCCCUCUGCCAGUUUGCACUCCCACUCGUGUUGCCUGACUCGGAGAACCACUACCAUACAUUUCUGCUGUGGGCCAUGCGGGGCAUUGUGAGGACAUGGUGGUCCCAGCCCCCAAGGGGCGUGGGGAGCUUCCGGGAAGACAGCGUGGUCCUGUCCAGGGCGCCCGCCUUCGCCUUUGUGCGCAUGGAUGUCAGUAGCAACUCCAAGUCCCAGCUUCUCAACGCCGUCCUCAGCCCGGGCCACAGGCAGUGGGACUGCUUCUGGCAUCGGGACCUCAACUUGGGCACCAAUGCCCGGGAGAUUUCGGAUGGGUUGGUAGAAAUUUCCUGGUUUUUUCCCAGCGGAAGGGAGGACUUGGACAUUUUUCCAGAACCUGUGACCUUUCUGAACCUGAGAGGUGACAUCGGGUCUCACUGGCUGCAGUUUAAGCUCUUGACAGAAAUCUCCUCCGCUGUGUUUAUAUUGACUGACAAUAUCAGUAAGAAGGAAUACAAAUUGCUGUACUCCAUGAAGGAGUCAACCACAAAAUACUACUUCAUCCUGAGUCCGUACCGUGGGAAGCGCAACACAAACCUGAGAUUUCUGAAUAAGUUAAUUCCUGUGCUGAAAAUAGACCACUCACAUGUCCUGGUGAAGGUCAGCAGCACUGACAGCGACAGCUUCGUGAAGAGGAUCCGGGCCAUUGUUGGGAAUGUGCUGCGGGCACCCUGCAGGCGGGUAUCUGUGGAGGACAUGGCGCACGCAGCCCGCAAGCUCGGCCUAAAGGUUGACGAGGACUGUGAGGAGUGUCAGAAAGCGAAAGACCGGAUGGAGAGGAUUACCAGGAAAAUCAAAGACUCGGAUGCCUACAGAAGGGAUGAGCUGAGGCUGCAGGGGGACCCCUGGAGAAAGGCAGCCCAAGUGGAGAAGGAGUUCUGCCAGCUCCAGUGGGCCGUGGACCCCCCUGAGAAGCACAGGGCUGAGCUGAGGCGGCGGCUGCUAGAACUUCGAAUGCAGCAGAACAGCCACGAUCCCUCCUCGGGGGUGCAGGAGUUCAUCUCGGGGAUCAGCAGCCCCUCCUUGAGUGAGAAGCAGUACUUCCUGAGGUGGAUGGAGUGGGGCCUGGCACGGGUGGCCCAGCCACGACUGAGACAGCCUCCGGAGACACUUCUCACCCUGAGACCAAAGCAUGGGGGCGCCACAGACUUGGGGGAGCCGCUCUGGCCUGAGCCCCUGGGGGUGGAACACUUCCUGCGGGAGAUGGGACAGUUUUAUGAGGCCGAGAGCUGUCUUGUGGAGGCGGGGAGGCUGCCAGCAGGCCAGAGGCGUUUUGCCCACUUCCCAGGCUUGGCCUCGGAGCUGCUGCUGACAGGGCUGCCUCUGGAGCUAAUCGAUGGGAGCACCCUGAGCAUGCCCGUCCGCUGGGUCACGGGGCUCCUGAAGGAGCUGCACGUCCGACUGGAGAGACGGUCAAGGCUGGUGGUUCUGUCAGCCCUCGGGGUGCCGGGCACGGGCAAGUCCACACUCCUCAACACCAUGUUUGGGCUGCGGUUUGCCACAGGGAAGAGCUGCAGUCCUCGAGGGGCCUUCAUGCAGCUCAUCACAGUGGCCGAGGGCUUCAGCCAGGACCUGGGCUGUGACCACAUCCUGGUGAUAGACUCUGGGGGCUUGAUAGGUGGGGCCUUGACCUCAGCUGGGGACAGGUUUGAGCUGGAGGCUUCCUUGGCCACUCUGCUCAUGGGACUGAGCAAUGUCACCGUGAUCAGCCUAGCUGAAACCAAGGACAUUCCAGCAGCUAUUCUGCAUGCAUUUCUGAGGUUAGAAAAAACGGGGCACAUGCCCAACUACCAGUUUGUAUACCAGAACCUUCAUGAUGUAUCUGUUGCCGGCCCCAGGCCAAGAGACAAGAGACAGCUCCUAGAUCCACCUGGUGACCUGAGCAGGGCUGCAGCCCAGAUGGAGAAACAGAGCGACGGCUUCCGGGCACUGGCAGGCCUGGCCUUCUGUGACCCUGAGAAGCAGCACAUCUGGCACAUCCCUGGCCUGUGGCACGGAGCACCUCCCAUGGCCGCAGUGAGCUUGGCCUACAGUGAAGCCAUAUUUGAAUUGAAGAGAUGCCUACUCGAAAACAUCAGGAACGGCCUGUCGAACCAAAACAAAAACAUCCAGCAGCUCAUUGAGCUGGUGAGACGGCUGUGAGUGUGCAGAGAAACCCAGUUCAGGUGUAGGAGGCUGCUGUGGGCAGCCCUGUCUGAUGGGGCACCCGUGUGGGCCGUGCCCUGGUGCCUGAGAAUGGCCGGUGCCCAAUCGACAUGAGAAGACAAGCAAAAGACAGAGGGUUUGGAGUCUCCUCAACAGUGUUAAGAGAGGAAGUGACCUCACAGACCAGCUCAGAGAUGUUACCAGGAAUAUCACAACUCCCAGGGUAGGGAGACACGCAGCAGUUUGUUCUGUCUCAGCUCCUGUCAAGGAUCCCGCGGGGUGGGCCCUCUGUAUAGCUGCUCUCUGUCACUGGCCCCUGGAGUGGGAGCAGUGUCCUCAGUCACUGCAGGCCCAGGCGGGCAGGUGGUCCCAGGACAGAGGUGGGGAAGUUGUCCUGAGGAAGUAGAAGUAGGCCUUGCUCCCGCCCAGCCCAAGGGCCUCCAGUGGACCAGCAUUUGAGAUGUGAGUGCCCGUGGUGCACAAGGCACUCCCAUGGCACUGUAUUUAUUGACUGAUCUGUGAAGGCUUCCCUGACCCCUGCCCAGGAAGAGUUCAUUGGUCGCUCUGUUGUGCCCCACAGCACUUUGUUAUACCUCUGCCACACACUUCACGCAGCGCGUUGUAACUCAUGUGUUUACAUGUCUGUCCCCCAGACUGUGAGCUCCUUGAGGGCAGGGACUGUACAUUCUCCAGCUCUGUGUCCCCAGGGCCUGGCACAUUAUAGAUGCUUAAUAAAUGUCUGUUGAAUGAAUGAAUGCA